Messenger RNA from Labrus mixtus (cuckoo wrasse), 8037 nucleotides. Its product is annotated as dapper homolog 3-like. The record is from RefSeq and is a predicted model, not a curated record. Gene Ontology annotation, cellular component: cytoplasm. Bases 379 to 2397 code for a protein of 672 amino acids. NCBI's taxonomy places the organism in Eukaryota, Metazoa, Chordata, Actinopteri, Labriformes, Labridae. Gene Ontology annotation, biological process: negative regulation of canonical Wnt signaling pathway. The transcript has 3 exons.
GCACAGCAGGUAUGUGCACACCAAACACUCGCAAGGACACCACAGGAGGUUAUUUUCAUUCACAUAUUGAGUUCACAAUGAUAAGAGUAGUAAGAGGCCACAGUGGAUCCAGCUGACCGGGGGUGUCAGACUGCAUGUCAGAGUCCCUCCCCUCUCCCCCUUCCCCCUGCAGCUGUCUCUCGGAGCCUGCACGCAGAGGAGGGGAUGGGUCCGAGGCGGACAGCGGUGAGCUCAGCAGCUGCAGCCUUAAACCACUGCCUCCACAGGAGAGAACCAGCGGAGAGGAAGAGGAGCGAGGCAGGCUUUCAUUUGAUUAAAUUAUCUUUGUCUUGAAAAAGAGCAAGAGGACGAAAGUAGUUUCGAGGCUAUUUUGAAGUCAUGUUCGCGUCGUUCUCCAUGCCCAUGAAAGCGGAGCGCAGCCGGAACAAGGAGCGGCUGGAAGCCAACCUGGCCGGCCUGUGCGAGCUCGAGCUGCUCAAACAGAGACAGGAGGCCCGGGUGCUGAGCGCUCUCUGUCUCGGGGACUCCCGGGCUCCCGGCCGGCCGCCUUGGGGAGCUCUGCGGUCGGCGCGAUGCGCUCUCGACGCACCGAAAGGCGACGCGUCGGAUGAGCAACACAGCAGUCUCCAGUGUACACCAUGGAGUAUUAAGACAUCUUUAGAGCAACAAGUAGCAGAGCUGAAUGUUAACUCUGAGGUCAAAUCCGCAGAUCCGGCUGAUCUGGAGGACAACCAACUGAGCUCAGGUGGGGUCCUUGUUGAACAGCAGAAUAGAUCUCCUGAAUCAAAUGACUGCCCUGUAGUCCUGCGCUCCCUCUCAGCCACUGAGGGAACAGGGAAGAUGGAGACAGGAGAUACAUGGCAGGCAGACUCAAGAGGGGCCGCGGCUUUUGUGGAGAUGAGAGUUGUUUACCCAAGUCAGGAAGAUUUUCAACAAGCCCAGAAGGUAAAGACUUAUAUACUUGGAUUGAUCCAACGCCGAGCACUAUCCACACGACCAUCAAAGCCCCGAACUAGCCUGGCACAUGAAGCCCGAGGUGCCACUGUGGUGAGACAGAGUAGUGUCUGCUGCAAGGAAGAGCCACAUACUCAGAAACAGAUGCCUGUUCUAGAUAUCUCUCCUCCAUCCCAGUGUUUAGAGGAAACUGCUCCACAGUCUUGCCAUUACAUAGAGCAGGAGUGUAACUUCAGGGCAGGAUUUACAGAAAGUCCUCCACCCCCUUAUCACCACCAUCCCCUCCAGCAAAGUGUCCAGCAUCAACCAGGACUUUACCACAUGCUCAGACAGGCCUCCACGAUGAAUACCUCCUGCUCAACCUUGCUGGACUAUCCAUCUUUCAGAGUGCUGCAAGCCCACCAAGACUCAAGCAAUAGUGAGCCUGAUUCGCCUCAGCAAUACCAUUGUAACUAUCCACCUCCAACUCCGUCUACCCCUCUCCAACAGCCUUUACCUGAUGAGCAGCUGGUGAACGCUGAGUAUAUUCCGGCCCAGCCCUGCCGAGCAUCUACCAGAGCUUAUGCUCAUCACCACUCCAACCCGAACAAGGGCUCUGGGGUGAACAAACCCAACCAAAGCACUUACUCUCCAGAAAGAGGCCAUCAUCAUCAUCAUCAUCAAGAGCAGCAGCUAACAGAAUCUCAGACCCAACCCUCCAGAUCCCGAGGGGGUGCAAAGAAGUGUCGCUCUAAUGAAGACAGAAGUGGUGCCAGCAGGAAGUCGGGGAAGAAGGCAUGUAGGUCCCAGUCAGAGAACAGCCUGCAAAGGGUUCCAGAGCGGAAGUACAAUACAGUAGAGAGGGACGGUGGAGGAAGUGGAAGCGGUGGAAGGGGAAGCCGUAGUAGUCAAUCCAGGAGCAAGAAACAUCCGCACGGAGGGGCGAACUACCGCCGCUGGCAGUCCACACAGGAGCUAAGCCAGGAUGAGGCUGACCAAACACCUGUGCAGGCUCCUAUGCAGGGGUCAUCAGCUUCAAACCAAAGGGAUCAUUGUGGAAGACGGACAAGGAAAUCUCGCUCUACGCAAGCACCAUUUGCCUACCAACAUCACCAUCACUCACGCCAUCAUCAACAUAUGGAGUACCAGUUUGAGAGGGACCAAGUGCACCCGUGUCAGCAGCCUAGUAAGGACUACCCUCACCAAGGUCAGGGUGAGACUGAGUCCAGCAUGAGUGAGGCUGAUUCUCCAAAUUCCAGCUCUUUGUCAAGUGACUCAGACGAAAGUGGUGGUCUGGUUUGGCCCCAACAACUACCCCCUCAUCUUUCCCUCCCAUCACCUUCCGCCCAAUCUGGAGCCCCACUCCAGCCAAAGGCUUUUGUCAAGAUUAAAGCUUCCCAUGCCCUGAAAAAGAAGAUCUUACGCUUCCGCACUGGUUCUCUGAAAGUAAUGACCACUGUUUAAAGUGUAACUCUUUUUUAACUGAAAGAAUCAGGGGCCGGGUUCACAAAUCCUUUUUAAGAAAAAAAAAAAACUUCUUAAGUGCUGCUUUCUUCUUAACUUUGAUAUUCAUGAAUAAAGUGGUUUUUAUUUUCUUCACUUUCUUCUUAUGUUUCUUCCUAAGAAAAAACAUAAGAAUGAACAAGAUUCUUGAAAUCAAAGUUCUUACAUUUCUUUGUAAUUUUUUUCGUAACUUUAAGAUCAUACCACACCUGUCCUAAAAUUGUAAGAGUGAAAAAGUAAGCCUUUAAAUUCAUUAAUUUAAACACAAUUUUAGCUUGCUACUACUGUUUUUGGUGUAAGUCUCCUGUCUCUGGUACUCCUUAUAAAUAAGUUAGCAAAUUGGACAGUUAAUUUACCUUUACCCAGAGAAACUAACUAAUUUUGAAAUCUUUUCCUUUACUCAAAGUUAUUUAUUUAAGUAAAUCAUAAAUAUGGUUGUCACUUAUACAUAUUCUAACUGUUUUCUACAUGGAAGUACUUUGGGUUGCAGCUAGGGAGGAAAAUAUAGGCAUAGGCCUGCUCUAUAGCACCUGAGAGGUUCGUAAGUAAGAAAAUUAAGAGUUUAAUUCAUGAAUGUUUUCUUAAGAACAGUGUCAUUUCUUGAAAACCUUUUUAUUUUCUUACUAACGAACUUCUCAGAUGCUAUAGGGCAGGUAUGUGUGCCCUUAUAAUAGGUCUAUGCCUAUGCAUAGGCCUAUAUACAUUGUGUGUAGCACCAUUGACUAAAGCACCGAAAUGUUUUAAAUUAAAAUAAACAUGUUUGUCAACAUCGUUGCAAUCGGUUAGUUAUCAGUCUUAAAAAAAACAUUAGUUGACUUGAGAAUUGAAACAUUAGUUUCUCUGAGUAAAGGCAAAUUAGUUUAAAAUGAACUGUCAAAUUUGCUAGCUUAUUUUUAAGCAGUACCAGAGACAUAACUUACACCCAAAACAAUAGUGGCAAGUUAAAAUUAACAAUAAAUGUUAGACAAAUUUACUAAAACUGAAAAUCUAAAUCAAUUGUCUUAAAUUAAUUUAGAGGCUUACAUUUUCACUCUAACAAUUUUAGGGCAAGUGUAGCGUGGCCUUAAAGUUACAAAGAAAAUUAGAAAUAAAUUUGUUUUCAAGAAUCUCAUCCAUUCUUAAGUUUUUUCUCAGGAAGAAACAUAAGAAGAAAGUUAAAAAGAAUAAAAAUGCACUUUAUUUAUGAAUAUCAAAUCUUCUUUACUUUUGUCUUAAGACUGAAGUUAAGAAGAAAGCAGCAUUUAAGACUUUCUUAAGAAGGUUUUUUUUAAUCCUGACCAUGAGCUGCAGUGCCUUGAUCGAUGUAGAACAAUGGGCCGAACAUUUAAGAUAGUAAUGUGAGCAUGCGGGUACGCUGAUCUUGGCCAACAGAAUUGAUUGGAUGGUUUUAUAUCAGAUUUAACUAAAAGUUAAAAAGGAAAUGACCAUCAUUAUAUCAGCCCUUUGUCCUGCAUUUCUUGUAUAUCUUGUGAAAAGUUCUGUCGCCCUUAUUUAGGCACAUUUUUCCCAAUAUCCAUCUAAAUGUAAAUAGCAUCUUCCUUCAAUUAGACCAAUAAGUUGUGACUAGGCACAGAUAACUCUUGAUUGUUCUAACCAUUAGUUUAGGUAGGGAUAUAAAGCCUCAGUGUUACAAGUCAGAAACAGCACAAUGUUCGAAUGCUAGUUCAUGCCAAAGAUUUGCGACAAGAUCAGUUUAAACUUGCAGCUACUUGCAAAGCAAUGUGCUUGUCUACACAAUCUAAAUACUGCCGACAACAAUGCAACUUAACCAGACGUUACUCGUUUCUGUCUUUAUCAUGGAAGUAACAUACAGCAAUGAGCUGCAGGUCUGUUCAGUUAUUUGAUGAAAAAUCAUGCAGAACUGCAGACAUGCAGAGAAGAGAGAUCAGAGAGGCAGGAUGAAUCUUUGACUUAAUUGACACAAAAUGUUGCUUCACCUUACUUCCUGCAUGGUUUUGUAGGGUUAGAAUCAUGUUAUAUGUGUUCUAGAAAUCACUUUCACACAAUCAGAAAAUGUAAUCAAACUUUCUGAUUCACUGCUUUUUUUCUUUUAGUCAAUGCUGCUCUAUGAGCUGGAAGGAGGGGCAGCCUGUGAAUGUUGGGUUAAUUAAGAGCAGUGGCUCAUUAUAAACAUUGCUACUCCUAAAACACAUUUUCAAGAUGAUUCCCUCUUCAUCUAAAACUCUACUCUACUCUACUUGCUGACUUAGUUACAUACUAAUUGUCUGUUGAAAAAUACAAUUGGCCUUUUGAUCUAAAUCCAGCCUAUAGUGACUUAAGGCUGCCCGUAGCAAAGUAAAAUUACAGAUAAGAUCUUAUUUAUGUCUUAUCUUUGUCUCCUAGACAAAAAUGAUCACUAUUUAAGACCAAAACAAGUUUUUUGAUUCUGAGAAAUUUAAAUAGUUUGUCUCACAGUGGGCCCUGAGUGAGAUCCCUUAUUUUUCUUACAGGUGCCUCAUUCCAAAAUCUAAGCUAAAAGAAAAAUGUAAUUACUGUGAGCUCUCAGAUUUGAGAUUUUGUCAAAUUUUGUCAAAUUUCUUUUAAUUGUCUUACAGUUGUCUCAUUUCAAGCGCUCAGCGAAGAUGUCUCAUUCAUAGAUCUGAGCUUAAAGAAAAGUGAGACAAGUGUGAGAUCUCAAAUAUGUCUCAAUAUGACCAAAACUAAGAUAAAGAUAAGACACAUAAGAGACAAAGAUAUCUCCAGUUAUGUUUCUUAUAUUAUCCUCAUGAACUUCUCUUGAGAAAAAAAUCUUUCUUGUCAGUCUUAUAAAUUAAUUGUCUCAUUUUCGUCUGAUUAUAUGCUCUUAAAGGUUUCCUUGGAGCAAAGAUUCUGACAGAAAAAAUACACAAUAAAGACAAAAAUUGGAUUUUCUUAGAUUUGUAGCUAUGGGUAUUACACCGCAAACGGACAACAAGGAACAACCUGCGAUGAAACGGACUGCUGCGUCUGUCAGUGUUCUGUCAGGCACCAAAGUCAUACUGCUCACACCAAACUGAUGACAGCCUACUGCCAAUUCAUUUUUGGGAGAGACAAUAACACUCCUUAUAAGCAGGUUGCGGCAGUCUGAUGUUUUUCACGCAAAGCAGAAAACUGCAAGUGUCGAACCAAGGAUAUACUAAUGGCAGGGUAUUUACACUGGUUUAUCAUUUUUCUGCUGAGCGUGUUUGUAAUUACCUCCACUUGAGAAAAUGUCAGAAGUUAUGGAAAUGGUACUGGCUUUACAUGAGAACAGACUUCUGGGCUUGUCCUCUUGACUUGUUUUUUUUUCCUUUGUGACUUCUGUUUUUCUUCUCGUGCCCUGAUAUUUUUGCUCAGAGUAAUUUGUCUCCCCGACUGGUCGCAGCUGGUUCUACACAUUGAAUCAGGCUAAAAGCCUCUGACAAGCCUCGAGCAGCACCAAAGCUGCUUUUCACACCACACCGAGCAUAACCACUGACUCUCACUGACACUUGACAAGCCCUGAUCCCUGACGGUCGGCCCAGUGUGUACCUUUAGCCUGCUGAGACCCAGGCUCUCCCGACAGCCAGCAUGAGUCAGGCUAAGACACAAGGCUGCACCUUCUCUCUGCAAUGUUUUAAAAUUAUUGUACUAUAUAGUAACAAAUCCAUGGCCGAAACUUUGCUUGAUUUUACUCAUGAGUAGCUCCACAUUUUACAUUUUAUCAUUUAUAGAACAACAUUGUUUCCACUGAAGUAUAACUGCUUCUUUAAAGCAGGGUUUGUUUCCAGGUAGUCAGCCUCUAUUACACAUAACACAACACAAAAGGCUCCUUUUCUCCAAGCUUUCCACAUAUUUUUUCUAUUAUCUUUACCAACCAAUUACUCAUGAGCUCACAGGCAACGUAUGGUUUAGGAAUUGGGGGGCUACAAUGCAGAAACAAACCACAAACUUUCAUAUUUGUUGACAUAAUAAAUGUCUUAUUGUGUUUAAAGCAACAAUAUGUAACCUUUCAACCUUUGAACAGCAGUUUCAAAGGUCAAUUUAAUAGCACAAUAACUUUCAACAUAGAGAAUCUUGUCUCUCCCAUGCCCACAGCGCAACCGAUCCCCAGUUUACUGCGGUAUGUAAAUUUGCCAGCAGGUCUACAAAUUAAUCAUAAAUCCAUCUUACAAUGUUGGCACUUUCCUUGUACAUGGUAAUUGGCAUUGAGCUUGUAUAGCGCCAUUUUACAUUGCAGGUCACGUCUACACAUUAUCACAGCCCAGACAAGGCAUGCGGAGCAUCUUGGGUUUAAGUGUCUUGUCCAUGGACAAAUCAACAUGUGAUUGCAGGAGCUGGGGAUCGAAUCCCCCAACAUCCCAUUUGAUAGACAACCGACUCUUCCACUGAACCACAGUCACCCUAUUUGAUCUUAAGUUACCUUUAUAAGUUAGAAACUUUAGAAUUUUGGAACCUUACCCAUUCAACCUAUCUCAACAAACAUGUAGUAAAUGACUCUCCCCAAUGAAGCCGUUAAGCCACAGCCCUAGAUAUUAUUUAGUGUUGCUGUGGCAGAAUUGAGCUGUGACAACUCGCACAUUUCAAAAACAUUGUAAUCUUUUUCAGUUAUUCUACUAAUUAGAUCUCUUAGGAAACAAGCUCAACAGUUGAAGUUGAAGCAUGUUGCCGACAACAUACCUGCCUAUCAGUCCACUAGUCUGGUUUACACAUCAUAGAGCUGGCUGUGUUUAAAAUCAGGGCUGUUUGUAUGGAGUGUCUCCUCCUUGGUUUGCAGAGCUAACUUGAGCUGCAACCAGGUCUCCGGUGUUUGCAGCGGAGGGCUCUCUACUAGUUUAGUAGAAACUUUUUGUUGUUUUGCUCAGUGCUUCGUUUCUGUAAGAGAAGUUUUCCUUCCGACACAUAGACUAUAACUCAGCGCUAUAUUCUUAUUGUUUAACUCGAGUAGGGGGAAAUGAUGUCUGUAUUUCUGAAAGAGAGAGCUCACAGCUCAAUGAUUCCUGUUAUUUGUGCAAAAUCCGGUAACACUGUAUUACUGCACCUUGUUAGUCGACAUGGUUGUUUCUCACAACAUCUUUUCCAACUUUGCAUCCUCUGCUUGUGAACAAAUGCAUAAUGUCGAUGAGGUAUAGUCGGAACCGCACUAUUUGUGUCUUACAACAAUGCAGUGAUGGUACUCAGAGACCGAUCCACAGCAAACCAAAUUCCUACAUAUUGUUGCUUUAAAUAAGAGUUUAACUUAAGAAAAAAAAAAAAGAUCUCUCCUAAUAAUUUGGGGUUAAAGAAAAUGAAGUCGGACAUGGGGGAAUGUGACCACAGCAUAUAAAAUGAGAAUUUUUGGAUGUUGCAUCGUUAGUACAUUUGUAUGGUAUACAGGGGAGAUAUUUAAUCCAGCUGUAAAAAAAAUGUCUGUGAAUCAUUGAUAUUUUCUGUGUUGGCAGACACAAAACAUCAAGUAACUAAAGUAGUAAUCAUAUGACUUAGUCAAGAAAUCUCUGAAGUAGGAACUCUUUCUACUAUUUUCAAUGAAUGAGCCUGUCCAAAGAAUGUAUUAACUAGUACAUUGUCACUUUGAAAUGUUCCCAGUAUUAUCAUUAAAGCUAACCAUAAGCUUAUUUUUGUAUUACAUGUAUCAAAUUAAAAUGUUCCCACUGCAUAUACAAA